AUGGUAAAACAAAAACCAUAUUCAUAUAAUGAUCGUGACAUGAACCAAUAUAAAAUGCGUACACUUUAUGGUGGACAAGCAAAUAAUUAUCGACAAAAUCCAUCGAGUAGUAAUCAUGUUCCAGUAGCUGAAUCAAGUGGAUGUUGUUGUCGUUCAAAAAAAUCUAAUAAUAUGUCUCCACGGCCUGCUAUUGUACAAUCUCAACCACCUCCACUAACUGCUCAUGAAAAAGCUCAUUUAAGACUUGAUCCAACUGAUCCAUUUUAUCAUCGUCAUGGUCGAAUUAAUAAAAAUCAAAAUCGAACAAAAAAUUCUUAUCAACAAAAACAUGGAAAAAACAAAGUCCAUUCAAAUGUACAAACAGCAUACGUACGACAAUCAAAUAAAAAUUCUAAUCAUCCUGUACAAGCUACAGCACCAACAACAAAAAAACAAAGUUCUUGUUGUACAAUUCUGUAG
Molecule: messenger RNA, 459 nt
Organism: Rotaria sp. Silwood1
Lineage: Eukaryota; Metazoa; Rotifera; Eurotatoria; Philodinida; Philodinidae
Source: the annotation of a GenBank genome assembly